This is a messenger RNA of Apis florea (little honeybee), 567 nucleotides long. RefSeq names its product complex III assembly factor LYRM7. Gene Ontology annotation, biological process: mitochondrial respiratory chain complex III assembly. The record is from RefSeq and is a predicted model, not a curated record. Gene Ontology annotation, cellular component: mitochondrial matrix. Lineage: Eukaryota; Metazoa; Arthropoda; Insecta; Hymenoptera; Apidae. Gene Ontology annotation, molecular function: protein folding chaperone.
UUUUUUAAAAAAGAACUAACUUUUAAAAGUGAAAUCUAUUUGAUGUUUUUAAAGUACCAAUAUUUUUAAAUCCUAUUUGAUAUUUUAAAAAAAAAUUCAUUUUAUAUUUUUUAAAAGUUAUUGAAAAAAUGGGAGAUAAUCUACGACAAAAGGUAUUACAAAUAUUUAAAAAAUUGCAUCGUACUCGAAUGAAAACUUUUCAAGGUGAUGAACAUGCAUUACAAGUAUUAAGGAACAAGAUAAACGAGGAGUACAAAAAAUAUAAAAAUGUCACAAAUACAGCUGCUAUUGAAGAGCUAAACAAAUUUGCGGAAGAAGUAGAACAUGAAGUACGAACGACAAUAGUUCAAGCAGUUGAAACAAAACCUGGACAUUUUGAAUUACGCAUUACACCUGAUACAACAUUAGUAGACAAUGUGCCCUACAAAGAUGAGCCAUGUAAUAGAAGUAAAAAGGACAAUUUAGAUACUUCUACUUCGAAAGAUAAAGCAAAGUAGUUAUGUAUAAUUAUAAAUAUAAAAUUAUAAAUAUAUUUAAAUUAUGCAAUAAGUUAAAUUAUAAUUAAAU